AUGGCGAGCCUCAAACGCAAAGCCGAGACGUCGGCCAACGGGGCCGAAGCCAAGAAACCAAGGGCCAACGGAUCCAUUGCCUCCUUCUUCGGAGCUGCUGCCCCCAAGCCGGCUGGUGAGGCGGCGGCGGCAGCAGCAGCAGCAGCCGCCGGCGGCGGCAGGUUCGACAAGCAAAAGUGGCUGGCUGGCCUGACGGCGGAGCAGAGGCAGCUCCUCAAGCUGGAGAUUGACACGCUGCACGACAGCUGGCUGGCGCACCUAAAGGACGACCUCCUGACCAAGGAGUUUCUGGAGCUGAAGCGGUUCCUGGACCGGGAGACCAAGGCUGGCAAGACGUGGUUUCCCCCAAAGGAGGACGUGUACUCGUGGUCCCGUCACACGCCCUUGCACACCGUCAAGGUGGUCAUUGUCGGCCAAGAUCCCUACCACAACGUCAACCAGGCCCACGGGCUGGCCUUUUCGGUUCGACCUCCCACGCCGGCGCCCCCGUCCCUCAAGAACAUGUACAUUGCGCUCAAGAAGGACUAUCCGUCCUUUGCGGCGCCCCCGCAACGCGGCGGCCUGCUGACCCCGUGGGCGGAUCGCGGCGUGCUCAUGCUCAACACAUGCCUGACCGUGCGAGCGCACGAGGCCAACUCGCACUCCAACCGGGGCUGGGAGCGCUUCACCCAGAGGGUCAUCGAGCUCGUGGCGCAGAAACGCACGCGGGGCGUCGUCUUCAUGGCCUGGGGCACGCCCGCCGGAAAGCGCGUGCAAAAGAUUGACAAGCAGCGGCACCUGAUCCUGCAGAGCGUCCAUCCCAGCCCGCUGAGCGCCGCCAGGGGCUUCUUUGACUGCCGGCACUUCAAGACUGCAAACGAGUGGCUCGUCAAGCGGUACGGCGACGAGGGCGAGGUCGACUGGGCUCUGUGCCCGGGGACCACGACCAAAGCCAAGCAUCCCGCCCCCGUCGUCCCCGCGGCGGAACCAGAACCCGCGGUCGAGGCGGAGCCGGAGGCCCAGCCGGACGGGCCGGUCGGGAAGAGCCUCGAUCCCGAGGGCAAGGGUGCGGAGGACGACGAUGUGGACUCGGAGGAUGAGGCGGCACUGGAAGAAGCUCUACGCCUGGCCGAGGAGGAGGUGAAACGGGAGUGA
Molecule: messenger RNA, 1134 nt
Organism: Ustilaginoidea virens
Lineage: Eukaryota; Fungi; Ascomycota; Sordariomycetes; Hypocreales; Clavicipitaceae
Exons: 2
Coding region: 1-1134 (377 amino acids)
Biological process (GO): base-excision repair, AP site formation via deaminated base removal; base-excision repair
Cellular component (GO): mitochondrion; nucleus
Molecular function (GO): uracil DNA N-glycosylase activity
Source: RefSeq, a predicted model, not a curated record